CUGGCGAUUCCGGGCUACACGCCUGUUUUCCUCAACAGGAGUUUGUAUGCAAACCUCUAGCGUGCCUCGCAACCAUUUGGUCAAAAUAGGAGUUUCUCAACCCGGAUGCACCAAACCCGCGCACCUUGCCCACCCAGGGCACGACCUCCUUGCGCCCAAGGGAUAUUGUGGAGACUGGUUGAACGCCUCUAGUGGAUUACUUGUUGGACACCCUCGUUCCUUCGGUACCUUUACCGCCUCCUCGUGGACUCGCUCCUCACUUCCAUACCCUAUUCUUCUCUCGGCCGUCGGGGCUCGCUUCGGUGGGGGGCAUGAUAUCUGUAUCGGGAUGAAGAAUUUGUAGGGGUCGACCGUAGGUUGUUUAGGGUGUUACAGUAUGCGCAGUCUGGUGGCUCGACACGGGGGGUACGCUGUGUAUUUUAUUGAGGAAGGAUUAGGGCGGAAACGAAACAUGCUGAGAAUAUAUUCCGUAGGGAAAUCUAUAUAAUAUUAUCAUAAUAUUG
Molecule: messenger RNA, 503 nt
Organism: Tuber melanosporum (Perigord truffle)
Lineage: Eukaryota; Fungi; Ascomycota; Pezizomycetes; Pezizales; Tuberaceae
Exons: 5
Coding region: 47-343 (98 amino acids)
Source: RefSeq, a predicted model, not a curated record